Molecule: messenger RNA, 1447 nt
Organism: Daktulosphaira vitifoliae (grape phylloxera)
Lineage: Eukaryota; Metazoa; Arthropoda; Insecta; Hemiptera; Phylloxeridae
Product: zinc transporter ZIP1-like
Exons: 1
Coding region: 272-1432 (386 amino acids)
Biological process (GO): zinc ion transmembrane transport
Cellular component (GO): plasma membrane
Molecular function (GO): zinc ion transmembrane transporter activity
Source: RefSeq, a predicted model, not a curated record
GCGCGCUCGGUCCAGUGCCUUCCAUCGCGUGCGAUUGUAAUUAUUCGGUGUCCGUCUAAUAUUCUAAAACGUUGGAAUUUAACCGCUGGGUCUUGAUUCAGGGCGCGUGCUAUGUACUUACUGAUUUCGUCACUGGAGUUUUGCCGUGCCAACACUACUGAGAGGAACGUUACACGAUUAAUUAACACAUACUUAAAACGUAAUAUUUUUGUUUUUUAAUUUUAUAGUUUGACGUUAUUAAACGAUUUAUUGAAAUAAAUUAAUAAUUGACAUGGAGACGUCUAAUAGCGACACGAAGGUUAACACGUCUUCGCUAGCUCUGAUGGACGAUGUGACGAUGGCAAAAACGUUGGCCAUGGUUGUACUAGGUUUGGGAUCGUUUGUACUAGGCGUUAUACCCGUCAAGCUAGCCAAGUGGUGGCAUAAAGAUGGCAACUCGGGCGAAGAAUCGCAUCAGGGACAUUCGCACCAUCCGGGAUCGUCUGCGUCUUCUUCACCUAUCGUGUCUCUUUUGUUAUGUUUUGGCGGCGGAGUAUUGUUAUUCACCACGUUGCUCCACCUUCAACCCGAAGUCCGCGAGGGUGUUCACAACCUUCAGGAGGCGGGUAUGUUGCCAGAAGAUCUCAGCAGCCUGGGCGAUUUGAUAUUCUGCGCCGGAUUUUUCCUCGUUUAUUUCCUCGACGAGAUUGUGCAUUCUAUUUUGGACAAGUGUUCGGCAGACUCUGAAGACGAAUCUGAAGUAGUGCUACACAGAUCGAUGAGCAUGCGACGGUGUACCAUGUCCAUACCGCGGGCAUCACUUACGGGGUCUCCGACGUCCGUGCCCUCCGUGACGGGCGCGUCCACGGCCAGCAUCAACGAAUUGCUCAAUGAUUCCAAAGACAAAAGGUACCACGCAUCGUGGAAUAAUCGACAGAUUCGUGAUCCGGAAGAACAGUCCAAAUCGACUAAUGUAGGACAAAGAAAAUCGGCCAAUCGAUCGUUUCGCGGGCUGUUCGCCGUACUGGCACUGUCGUUCCACGAAGUUUUCGAGGGAUUGGCUAUCGGAUUGGAAGAACGCAUCGAGAACGUCUGGUAUCUGUUUAUCGCCGUAGCCACGCACAAGUUAGUCAUAGCCUUUUGCGUCGGGUUGGAACUGGCGUGGUCCAAAACUCGCGUGCCCGUACUCGUCAUGUACGUGGCUACGUUCGCCGUAGUUACUCCUGUUGGAAUUGUCGCCGGCAUGUGGCUAGUCAGAUAUGGUGCCGGUGGUGCCAUUGAUGGAUCUCCUGGUACUGUGGCCGUUAUUCUUCAAGGGCUGGCCGCCGGUACUUUGUUGUACGUUGUCUUUUUUGAAGUGUUGGCCAGACACAAACAGGCCGGUUUCCUACAUUUGAUGGCCAUUUUUGUCGGAUUCUGUAUGAUGCUCACACUGCAAAUGACGAGUAAGUGAAAAAUUAAUAUACAA